AUGGACGUUUCUUCAACAUCUGCUUCCGAACAAAACCCUCAAGGACAUAUCUCAUCGGCGUCGGUGGCGCCCGCGCUCGCCCCGGAGAAGACGCAGACGAAGAAGAGAAACGGGUGUCCCGGCGUUCGUGUUGUCGGCGGUCGCAUUUAUGAUUCCCAGAAUGGGAAGACCUGUCAUCAGUGCCGACAGAAGACAAUGGAUAUUAUGGCAUCAUGCAAAAAUGAAAAGCAAUAUAUGAGUGGUUUUUGUCCUAGAUGCAGAGCCAUUUGUAAUUGUAGCUGUUGCAGGAAGAAAAGCGGGCAACAACCCACUGGGAUUCUUUUACACACUGCAAAAUCAACUGGCUUUGCAUCUGUUUCAGAGAUGCUUAUUGUCAAUGGUUCUGAUGUCCAGUCCGUAAAGGUUCUUGAACUGAAGAAAGAUGAGCCUGAAUACAUCUUGCAAGAACUAACUCGCGUGGGUGGUGGAUGUAUAGGACGUUCUUAUCCAGUUGCCCAGUUUCUUGUUCGUUUGUUAACCCUGAUACAAACAGACUCGGGAGAGAGCUCUAAUGUGAUAACUCAUAGAUUAAACCACAAAACAUCAUGGCUUCAUGCACUACAUAAAUGCAUCUCUACUACUUCAACAUUUCUAUCAGGGAAUUUGAAAUUGGAUAGACUUGAUGGGGGAGUUCACAGCUAUGAGAGUUUAAACUCCACAGAAAGGCUUACUCUUGUAAACUUUGUGUGUGAUGAAGUUCUUUGCACCAGGAAGGUAAGGAAUUGGAUGGAAGAACAAAAACUGAAAUGUUUUGAGGAGGAGAAGGUAACAAAAGAUAAAAUUGUUGCUGCGAAACAAAAGAAACAAUUGAAGCAGAAGAUGAAGGAUGAGUUGGCUGAAGCUGUCAUUGCUAAAAAUGGUGUUCCUCUUUCAAUUUCUGAGCAUACAACCAUUGUAUCACAAUUUAAAGUGCAAAUAGACCAAGCUCAUGCUGAGAUGAUGGAAUCAAAAGAGAUGUUAUGCACAGGUGAAUAA
This is a messenger RNA of Impatiens glandulifera, 1014 nucleotides long. RefSeq lists its product as uncharacterized. The record is from RefSeq and is a predicted model, not a curated record. The transcript is spliced from 8 exons. Bases 1 to 1014 code for a protein of 337 amino acids. Gene Ontology annotation, cellular component: nucleus. Gene Ontology annotation, biological process: regulation of DNA-templated transcription. NCBI's taxonomy places the organism in Eukaryota, Viridiplantae, Streptophyta, Magnoliopsida, Ericales, Balsaminaceae.